This is a messenger RNA of Gorilla gorilla gorilla (western lowland gorilla), 3707 nucleotides long. RefSeq names its product netrin 4 (gene NTN4). The record is from RefSeq and is a predicted model, not a curated record. Gene Ontology annotation, cellular component: laminin trimer. The transcript is spliced from 10 exons. Gene Ontology annotation, biological process: cell migration; animal organ morphogenesis; tissue development. NCBI's taxonomy places the organism in Eukaryota, Metazoa, Chordata, Mammalia, Primates, Hominidae. Bases 530 to 2416 code for a protein of 628 amino acids. Gene Ontology annotation, molecular function: protein binding.
GGUGCGAGGGGAGGAGGGCUGGCACCGGAGCGCCGCGGCGUCGGUGCAAUAAAAAUGCAUCGCAUGGAACUGCCCGUGGAGAAGGACGGGACGGAGCCGGGGCAGCCAGAAGAGGUGGGAAAAGCGGAGGAGGACGCCCAGGAGGAGGCGGCGGCGGCCGGGAAGUGAAAGGUCUCGCAAAGUUCAGCGGCGGCUGCGGGCGCCGAGCCCCGGGCUAGCGGCAGACGAGCCCGCAGGGCCGCUCCGCGGGGCAGCGCAGCCAGGCCGGCUAUGGUCCCGGGGCUCCCGCCGCCCCCCAGGUGCCCGGGACCCGCCAGGCCGGUGCGCGAGGGUCACCCCACCUCCCCGCGCGGUCCCGGCCCCUGGCUCCCAGCUGCCGGCGAUCGCUGACCGAGCCCGGCGCCCCAGGAGAAGGAAGAAACCAGGGCCCCGGUCCCUCCCGAGGACGGCGGCGCUUCAUCCCGCAGCCCAGAGGUCUCGGCUCCCUCCGGCACCCGCCCGGCCCGGCUGCUCCCGGCUCCUCCCGGCCAUGGGGAGCUGCGCGCGGCUGCUGCUGCUCUGGGGCUGCACGGUGGUGGCCGCAGGACUGAGUGGAGUAGCUGGAGUGAGUUCCCGCUGUGAAAAAGCCUGCAACCCUCGGAUGGGAAAUUUGGCUUUGGGGCGAAAACUCUGGGCAGACACCACCUGCGGUCAGAAUGCUACCGAACUGUACUGCUUCUACAGUGAGAACACGGAUCUGACUUGUCGGCAGCCCAAAUGUGACAAGUGCAAUGCUGCCCAUCCUCACCUGGCUCACCUGCCAUCUGCCAUGGCAGACUCAUCCUUCCGGUUUCCUCGCACAUGGUGGCAGUCUGCGGAGGAUGUGCACAGAGAAAAGAUCCAGUUAGACCUGGAAGCUGAAUUCUACUUCACUCACCUAAUUGUGAUGUUCAAGUCCCCCAGGCCUGCUGCCAUGGUGCUGGACCGCUCCCAGGACUUUGGGAAAACAUGGAAGCCUUAUAAGUACUUUGCGACUAACUGCUCCGCUACAUUUGGCCUGGAAGAUGAUGUUGUCAAGAAGGGCGCUAUUUGUACUUCUAAAUACUCCAGUCCUUUUCCAUGCACUGGAGGAGAGGUUAUUUUCAAAGCUUUGUCACCACCAUACGAUACAGAGAACCCUUACAGUGCCAAAGUUCAGGAGCAGCUGAAGAUCACCAACCUUCGCGUGCAGCUGCUGAAACGACAGUCUUGUCCCUGCCAGAGAAAUGACCUGAACGAAGAGCCUCAACAUUUUACACACUAUGCAAUCUAUGAUUUCAUUGUCAAGGGCAGCUGCUUCUGCAAUGGCCACGCUGAUCAAUGCAUACCUGUUCAUGGCUUCAGGCCUGUCAAGGCCCCCGGAACAUUCCACAUGGUCCAUGGGAAGUGUAUGUGUAAGCACAACACAGCAGGCAGCCACUGCCAGAACUGUGCCCCGUUAUACAAUGACCGGCCAUGGGAGGCAGCUGAUGGCAAAACGGGGGCUCCCAACGAGUGCAGAACCUGCAAGUGUAAUGGGCAUGCUGAUACCUGUCACUUCGACGUUAAUAUGUGGGAGGCAUCAGGGAAUCGUAGUGGUGGCGUCUGUGAUGACUGUCAGCACAACACAGAAGGACAGCAUUGCCAGAGGUGCAAGCCAGGCUUCUAUCGUGACCUGCGGAGACCCUUCUCAGCUCCAGAUGCUUGCAAACCGUGUUCCUGCCAUCCAGUAGGAUCAGCUGUCAUUCCUGCCAACUCAGUGACCUUCUGCGACCCCAGCAAUGGUGACUGCCCUUGCAAGCCUGGGGUGGCAGGGCGACAUUGUGACAGGUGCAUGGUGGGAUACUGGGGCUUCGGAGACUAUGGCUGUCGACCAUGUGACUGUGCGGGGAGCUGUGACCCUAUCACCGGAGACUGCAUCAGCAGCCACACAGACAUAGACUGGUAUCAUGAAGUUCCUGACUUCCGUCCCGUGCACAAUAAGAGCGAACCAGCCUGGGAGUGGGAGGAUGCGCAGGGGUUUUCUGCACUUCUACACUCAGGUAAAUGCGAAUGUAAGGAACAGACAUUAGGAAAUGCCAAGGCAUUCUGUGGAAUGAAAUAUUCAUAUGUGCUAAAAAUAAAGAUUUUAUCAGCUCAUGAUAAAGGUACUCAUGUUGAGGUCAAUGUGAAGAUUAAAAAGGUCUUAAAAUCUACCAAACUGAAGAUUUUCCGAGGAAAGCGAACAUUAUAUCCAGAAUCAUGGACGGACAGAGGAUGCACUUGUCCAAUCCUCAAUCCUGGUUUGGAAUACCUUGUAGCAGGACAUGAGGAUAUAAGAACAGGCAAACUAAUUGUGAAUAUGAAAAGCUUUGUCCAGCACUGGAAACCUUCUCUUGGAAGAAAAGUCAUGGAUAUUUUAAAAAGAGAGUGCAAGUAGCAUUAAGAUGGAUAGCACAUAAUGGCACUUGUCUAUGUACAAAACACAAACUUUAGAGCAAGAAGACCUCAGACAGGAAACUGGAAUUUUUUAAAGUGCCGAAACAUAUAGAAAUGUUUGAAUGCAUGGGUCUUAUCUAACUUAUCUCUUCUGGACCCAUGUUUAAAUACAGUUUUAUUUCAUGAAGAGAAAUGAAAACCCCUACACUGAUAUCUGUUUUCUAUGGGACUGAUUCUGAAAUUCUUAACUAUUAAGAAUAUUUUAAUAGCAGCAUGACAUUUAGCAGUAAUCCAUUAAGGGCAGUACCUCUAACAAGGACGCCUUCCAGCUUCAGCUAUGUUACUUACGUUUGAUGCUACUUAAAGUAAUGAAUGACGUUUUAAGGAAUCCUUAACCCUACUAUCAGAAAAGGUGUUUGUUUGUUAAAAAAAGAGCCUUCUCUUGUGUGUUAUGCAUGAACUUUGGUCUGUAGGUGUUAAAUGGAACCUCUCCAUGUGUAUAUAGUAUUUCCUUGUAUAAAGCACUUUACUACCUACCACUUGUGUUGUGAACGUUUGGUGACUGCUGUUGAAAGAAGGAAAAGGGUGUGUGAGAAAGCCUACUGAAGCAGCAGCACUGCCACUACAUGUGGACAAAAGUGACCAUAUAAAAGAAGUUGUGCUAUUUAACUCUGAAUACUUGGAGAAACUAGGUGAAGAUGCAACCAGAAAGGAGAAUAUGUAUGCGUGAAGUCUCAGCUUUGAGCUGGAGGCUAGAUUCCAAGAUGACAGCCAUGAUGAAACUUUUUAAAAAACUAAACCAGAAGAGACUUUAAAAUAAGAGAAAGAAAUCAUAAAUGUAGACAUAUGCUUGGCUAAAGGGGAAAUGGACUUUAAAUUUUAAAGAGCUCAUUUGCAAUGCACUUGUAUACACUUCAAAAAUUACCGUAGACACAGAAUUUGUUAUAUUUUUGUGCUUAGUAUUUAAACCUGAACAUUGAAACAGUUUUCCUCCUUGUCUUUCUUAACAGUAAUAGUCAUUAUAUUUACCUGUUUUUUAACACAAUGUAUGUGAUAGUCAAAAAAAUCACAGUUUUUCAUUAUUAUUCGUCUUCUGUACCCAUGCAUAACCACUAUACAUAGUUUCUUUUGUACUUGAAUAUACAAAACAUGAACACAGUGCCAUAUGAAUAAUUUCACAUACAGAACCUUUUUUUCUCUGAAGUCCUGUGGACUUGCAAAAAUAUAUAUAUAUUGCUUUGUUAAUUUGUUUUUAUAUUUCAUAUAUGUAAUAAAGGAAUAUGAUCUCCUGA